Rhizophagus irregularis DAOM 181602=DAOM 197198 is the source of this 495-nucleotide messenger RNA. NCBI's taxonomy places the organism in Eukaryota, Fungi, Glomeromycota, Glomeromycetes, Glomerales, Glomeraceae. The record is from RefSeq and is a predicted model, not a curated record.
AUGAAUCAAUUGAAUGAAAAAGAAAUAAAAUACAAAAAGUGUAUUCGAUGCAAACAAGUAGAUUCAGAAACAAAAUUUUGUGAGACGUGUUUUUCAAAAUAUUGUGAGAAAAAAUAUGGAAAAUGUUUUGAAUGCAAGCAAGUAAAUACACAGAAAGAAUGGUGUCAAAUUUGUAAUUCAAAAAGAUUUCAACAAAAUUUUGGUAAUUGGACUAGUGGUAAUGAUGACAUUGAUAAGUUAAUUCAAAAUACUCAAUUAACAGCGAGAAAUCGUUAUCAAGUAUUAGAAUGGAUACCUUAUGAUAGAUUUUAUAAUAUUAAAUAUGUUGCAAAAGGAGGAUUUGGUAAAGUAUAUAGUGCAAUUUGGAAAGACGGCUUUAUUUUACUUUGGGAUAAGUAUAAAAAUCAACUGCAAAGAUAUGCAAAAGUACAAGUAGCUCUUAAAAGUUUAAAUGAAUCGCAAAAUAUUACAUUAGAAUUUAUUAGUGAAGUAUGA